Molecule: messenger RNA, 3020 nt
Organism: Wyeomyia smithii (pitcher-plant mosquito)
Lineage: Eukaryota; Metazoa; Arthropoda; Insecta; Diptera; Culicidae
Gene: Naam
Exons: 9
Coding region: 203-1336 (377 amino acids)
Molecular function (GO): calcium ion binding
Source: RefSeq, a predicted model, not a curated record
UGAGUUAGUCCGUCAAGCGGCACGCAGGAGAUUUACCGUUUGGUUGGCAAUCAGUUCUCCGGAGUGCAACGUUUCAAUUGGUUUAGUGUUCUCACGCGGUGAGGUGAUUGAUAAAACUAUAGUUUUGUGACGUUGUCCGUAAACGUUACUGUUGUUUACGGAAGUGUACACUCUACUUUAGUUGUGAUAAUAGGCCGGGAGCAUGAGUUCCGAGGAAGAGGAAUUUGGAUUUGAGACGUCGGAUUUCUUCAGCGAAGAAUUUAUGACGAAUUCCUCAUUGGCUAUGGAUGCUUGCUUCACUGCGUUUGAUAAGGAUGGCGACGAUCGUCUGUCGUUGGCCGAGUUUACGCUGAUCUGCCGUGCGCUGUUUCGGAAUGACAAAGGCCACAUCUACGUCGUGCCCUCCGAUCGGCUGGAGGAGAUGUUCGCCGUUUUCGACAAGAAUGAGGACGGUUAUAUCGACCGAGACGAAUUUCAGUUCUGCUGGAAUCAGUGGAUUAAAACGAUCGUACGGCCAGUCAGUGCAUUCCUCAUUGUGGAUGUGCAAAACGACUUCAUUAGUGGCUCGCUUAACAUCAGCAACUGCAGCGCUCAACAGAAUGGAUUGGAGGUAAUUGACCCGAUAAACAAACUCCUGGAUACGGUGGACUUCGAUUCCGUGUUCUACUCGCUCGAUUGGCACCCGAGCGAUCACGUUUCGUUCAUCGACAACAUCAAACAGCGGCCCAUCCAUCCAACCAGUCCGCUAAAUGCCGACAAUGCACAGGUGUACGAUACGGUUAUCUUCGCCGGUCCACCACCGAUGAAGCAGCGUCUGUGGCCACGACAUUGCGUUCAGGAUUCCUGGGGUUCCGAACUACAUAAGGAUCUGAAGAUCGUCGACCACGGCAUCAAAGUGUACAAGGGCACCAAUCCGGAAGUGGAUUCGUACUCGGUCUUCUGGGACAACAAGAAGCUGUCCGACACCAGCCUCUGUAGUCAGCUGCGGAUGAAAGGCGCCUCCGAUAUCUACGUUUGUGGACUCGCGUACGAUGUGUGCGUUGGUGCCACAGCGAUUGAUGCUCUGUCAGCUGGUUAUAGAACGAUUCUGAUUGACGACUGCUGUCGGGGUGUUGACGUGAACGACAUCGAGAGCACAAAGGAAACAGUCAUAUCGAACAAUGGCGUUAUCAUCAACACCCGGGAGGUUAAAGCGAUGGUGGAAGGUCGAGACCGUAGGCCGGAGCUAGGCUACAAGCUGGCGAUGGAGCUAAAGAACGCCGACUCGGAUCUUUCGAAAAAUAAUGCUUGCCGUCGACAGCAGCAGCAGCAGCCACAACCGGAUAGGCCACAGUAAAAUUAUGACCUACUCCCCCUUCCCACGUUCCUUUCUGAGGCUUCCUUGUUCCACUUAUGCUCUUACUACGUACUAGUUUCGGAUGGUUAAUUUCUUUUCGUUUUUUCUGUUCGUUCGCUCGUCUUGCUCACUCUGACUGGACUGAUAUUCACCAUAGACGGUUAAUUUUAUGGUGUCUCCGGUGAUGUUUAUUGUGGAAUUUCAUUGCAGUAGGUUUCUUCAAUUCGAUUCCAACUUGUAGUUUGUGGAUAAGUAAAAAAUGCUUCACUAUAUUCUUGUAUCCACAUGAGAGUUACUUUAUACUUGAUAUACUAUAAUAGGCCGAAAAGUUUUGAAACUAUCGAGAAAAUAUAAAAACUUCUCAUGUUGAUUAAAUUUCUUGUGAUGCAACUUUUAUUAAUAGUGAAAAGUUCUUCCAAAUAAAAAAAUGAUGAUGAUGGUUAUGGUAAAGAAUGUGAUGAUGUUGAUCGAUGAAUUAUAUCUGAUGAUAUUUUUUGCUGAGUAAGGAAGAAUAUUAAUAAUAUCACCCUCAUUGACAAGUGAUAUGAUAACUAUCAAUGGGUACCUGCAUUAGGAAGCAGCUAUUUAGGGAGAGAAAAUUCUUGUUUUGUGUUCGAAUACUGAAAAGGCUACAAAUUUUCUCUGAGAGUAGGUUAUAUUUUCAAAAUAAAUCCAAAUUGCUAUAAUGUGAGUGAAUGUGUUGUUUUUAUACUUUGGAAGCAAAUUUCGUAAAAAAAUAUAUUCGAGAAGUAUAAAUGUGAGAAAUUUGUCUUUAAACAUUCAAAUACAGUCCACAUACAAAUUGCUCUUACUUAGCAGACAUCAAACCGUUUGUAAACUUUUCCAAAUUCUGUUUCAUUUACUGCUUGUUUGAAUUUCUUUUAUUCAAGGUUGUGUAAAUUUGGAAAUUACUCUAAAAAACUGUAUAAAUUCCUUAAGUUACAACUUUAGAAUAGAACGUAAAUUUAUUCUUGAUUGUAUCCAUUUGAGAAAAAAAAGGAUUACUGCAAAACACCACCAGAUUAUUCAUUUUUCUCCAGUGAGUAUUGAGCGAGUUUUAAUUCCAAUUUGUGACUAACUCUAGUAUUUCCAAUAACAUUCCCAAUGCCAUUAGUUUGGCCUAUAGCAGUUUUGAAGUACACACACAUAACACGUAGAAUGGUAAAAGUACAAUAAUCAAUUAAUUAAAUUUAAUUAAAUACAUGCUAAAAAUGGUGAGGGACAGAAUUACAGUAUAUAAGGGCUACAGACACCGAUAGCAUCCAUUAGACUGCAGACAGGGUACGAAGUAUUUAUCCCAGUACUUACAUCACAUUAGUUACAAUACACGUUGACAAAAUAGGCAACAUUUUUUUGCACUUAAGUACCUAAUUAGCUUGCGUUUUGCGAAAAUAAAAAAAACUCAAAGACAGGAAGCAACAAAAUGUGACGUUAGCUUUUAGUAGAUGCCACUAUUCAACUAGCAGUACAAUUUUCGAUCUCUUGGAGAAUGAAAACAAAAACAAACAAAAAAUAGAGUUGUUCGUGCUGCGGAAUUUCUCCCAGUGCAGUAGAAUAGGUGUAGAAUAACACUACCAGCGAUGAGAGAUAAAAGUUCGACACUAGCCCGUAGGUGAAGGCUAAACUGUUGAAUGUAACGAGAAAAAAAAACGGAAACCUAAAAACAGGAUAAAUGUCAUUGUAA